UCUCAUCGGUGAGGGUUUUAUGUACAGAGAAGGAAAAUCAAAACCCUCUCGCUCUAGGGUUUCAUUCUCUCACUCUACAAAGCCUAAUCUCUCUCUCUCUCUCUCUCUCUCUCUGUGUGCGAAAAUGUCGGACUACCUACCUCGGGAAACUCUAAUCAACAUUCUCACCCGCCUGCCCGCCAAAACCCUCCUCCGAUUCAGAUGCAUUUGCAAGUCAUGGCUCUCUCUCCUCAGCUCCCCCGAUUUCACCUCCGCCCACCUCCAAACCGCCGCUGCCAAAUCCCCCCUCCUCCUCCUCCACGGCUACUUCCUCACGGGCCUCACCCCGAGGUACAAGGAGCUCUACUACCUCCGCUCCGACGACGCCGAUUUCACCUCCCUCCUCGACCUUCAUUGCCCCUUCAACACCCGCGCCGCAAACUUCUUCCGUGUCGUCGGAUCCUGCAACGGUGUGAUUUGCCUCUCCGACGACCUCUUGGGCUACACGUACACCGUUAUUCUCUGGAACCCCGCCAUUCGAAGGUAUUUGACCCUUCCUAUGCCUAAUAUCUGCUUUGAUGACUACGGACCCUACAUGUUCUCUCUUGGGUUCGGGUUUGACCCAAAAACAAACGACCAUAAAGUAGUCAGGAUAGUGUAUCUAGAAGGAUCAGGGAGGGUGAGGGGUUGGGUUGUUCCUCCUAAGGUGGAGGUUUACGCUCUUAGCACUGGUGUUUGGAAAACCAUAAAGGGUUCUAAAAUCGGGUACCAUAUGGUUGAGGUUUUCUGGUCAAGUGCCUUUGCUAAUGGUGGGGUACAUUGGAUGGCGUAUAGUGGUGGAAAGAGCACUGGUUACUGUAAUGUUGUCCUUGUGUUUGAUAUGGGUAGUGAGGUGUUUAGGGAGGUUAAGCUGCCGGAAAAGUUGGUUGGUGCGUCUCCGCUGGAUUUGGCGGUGACAGGUUAUAAGGAUACUAUUUCAAUUUUCCAGUAUGACAAGCGGGGCCCUUAUUGUUGCAAGGGGUUUACAGUGUGGGUUAUGAAAGAGUAUGGUGUGGAAGAAUCGUGGAGUAAGUUGUUUACUGGCUCUUUGAAUGGUGGUGUUUCUACCGUAUUGGGGUUUAGGAAGAGUGGGGAGGUGGUCGUGGAAAAAUGGGACGGUACGUUGGUGUCGUGUCAGCCGGGGAAGAUUAAGAAGAUGAGAAUUCGUGGUGGAAAAGAAUCGUUCUAUUUGGGUACCUAUGCAGAGAGCCUGAUCUUGCUUGAUGAAGGAAAAUGUGUCCAAACGGAGGACAAUGGGUCUUCCGAUGAAGUUGCUUCUGCGGGCAAUGCUUCUGUGGUGUGUUCAUUGGAGAAAAACUCACUUAGGCACCACCUGUUCGCUGCAACUGCUCUUAAUCCCUACGCAGGGUUCAUGAACGGCUUUGAAUGAGAAAGAAACUGUUUAGGCAUGGAUUUGGGGAUGGGAAACAAUCAAACAAAGGUUUUGUUAGUGCUAUCUAAUUCUUUUUGUUUCUAGAUGGGGAGUGCUAUGUAACUGAUGUCUUCUUAAAGAUGAAGUCUACAUUGUGGGCAACUUUCAGUAGCAUAGGGUUCUUAACUUGCCAUUUAUGCAACCUAUAUGAUAUUAUCUUGCUGUUGAUAUGAAUAUUUCUUGUAUGUCAUGCAUUUCUAUUGUAGAUGAUACGUGUGAAGUUGAGGUGAUUUUGAUAGUUCUUG
This is a messenger RNA of Rhododendron vialii, 1695 nucleotides long. Its product is annotated as F-box/kelch-repeat protein At3g23880-like. The record is from RefSeq and is a predicted model, not a curated record. Gene Ontology annotation, molecular function: protein binding. Bases 20 to 1408 code for a protein of 462 amino acids. NCBI's taxonomy places the organism in Eukaryota, Viridiplantae, Streptophyta, Magnoliopsida, Ericales, Ericaceae. The transcript has 3 exons.